This is a messenger RNA of Phodopus roborovskii (desert hamster), 2206 nucleotides long. RefSeq names its product catechol-O-methyltransferase (gene Comt). The transcript has 5 exons. The record is from RefSeq and is a predicted model, not a curated record. NCBI's taxonomy places the organism in Eukaryota, Metazoa, Chordata, Mammalia, Rodentia, Cricetidae. The coding region runs from base 74 to 868 and encodes 264 amino acids. Gene Ontology annotation, cellular component: membrane; dendrite; axon. Gene Ontology annotation, molecular function: catechol O-methyltransferase activity; magnesium ion binding. Gene Ontology annotation, biological process: dopamine metabolic process; catecholamine catabolic process; developmental process.
UAAGAGAACGUGGGCUGGGGAAUGAGGACGCGUAGGAAGGGGUCUGAUCCUGGCUGGGGGUCGCUGAAGCGAGAUGCUGUUGGCUGCCAUCUCAUUGGGUCUCCUGUUGUUGGCCCUCCUCCUGCUCCUGCGACGCCUGGGCUGGGGCUUGAUAGCUAUCUUCUGGUUUGAGUUUGUGCAACAGCCAGUCCGCAACCUGCUCAUGGGUGACACAAAGGAACAGCGCAUCCUGCGCCAUGUGCAGCAGCAUGCUAAGCCUGGAGAUCCUCAGAGCGUACUGGAGGCCAUUGACACCUACUCCUCACAGAAGGAGUGGGCCAUGCAUGUGGGGGAUGCAAAGGGCCAAAUCAUGGAUGCAGUGAUCCGUGAGUAUCGUCCCCUGCUGGUGCUGGAGCUAGGAGCUUACUGUGGCUACUCAGCUGUGCGGAUGGCCCGCCUGCUGCCCCCUGGAGGCAGGCUUCUCACCAUGGAGAUGAACCCUGACUAUGCUGCCAUUACCCAGCAAAUGCUGAACUUUGCAGGCCUGCAGGACAAAGUCACCAUCCUCCUUGGGGCAUCUCAGGACCUCAUCCCACAGCUGAAGACCAAGUAUGAUGUGGACACAUUAGACAUGGUCUUUCUUGACCACUGGAAAGACCGCUACCUGCCAGACACACAUCUCCUGGAGGAAUGUGGCCUAUUGCGCAAGGGGACGGUGCUUCUAGCUGACAAUGUCAUCAUCCCAGGAGCCCCUGACUUCCUGGAGUAUGUGAGGGGGAGCAGCAGCUUUGAGUGCACACACUACAGCUCAUACCUGGAGUACAUGAAAGUGGUAGACGGCUUGGAGAAGGCAAUCUACAAGGGUCCAAGCAGCCCCAUGAAAUCUUGAAAACACAGCUUGCCCUGAGUUCCCCUUCCAGCUUCCUUCUGCAAGAUGACACACACUCAUGCUGACCCCUCUAUGCUUCUGGAGCCCGUCCUCAAAUGCCUUGGCUCCUGACAUACCUGACUGGCACACUCUAAUGUUCAUGGGCUCACAGUCCAAAACCAUUGUGAUAACCCUGAAAAGCACCUGUGGAUAAAAGGCUGCAUUAAAGCUGAGGGUGUAAUGGCUCACAGUGCCUGCCUAGCAUGCAAGAGGCCUUGAGUUUAAUCUUAACACCAGAAAACAAAAGGGAGUGGGGGGAAAAAGUCAAAACAAGUGUCAUCCCGUUAGUGUCACCUAGAAGAUCCUCCUAGGGUUUCAGUUCCAGAUCCCUGGGCUCUGCCGUCAUCGGUCCGGACCACUGAGAAGUCAGGAGAUUGAAAAUACACAGAUGCUGUUUGACAAGACUGUCACCAGCAACACAUACCACACUUGAUCUUAAGAAUGAGUCAUAAACUUUCUAGGUGUAGUGGUGCACAUCUUUAAUCCCAGCACCUGGAAGGCAGAGGCAGACAGAUCUAAGUUUAAAGCCAGCCUGGUCAACACAGUGAGUUCCAGGACAGCCAAGGCAACCGAGAAGAGACUCUUGUCUUAAAACAAACAAACAAAAAAAAAAAGAUAGAGUUACAGUCUGUUUUUCUAGUUAUGUUGUGAUCUUUUAUUGCAAAAAGAAAUUAAAGAUCUAAGUAUUUGGAUACAAAGAUCCACUGACUAUUCUUCUUAACUACCACACUGCUCUUACCUGAUGCCAUGCUGUCCCAGCUGCUCUCGACCCAUGUGUGGUACUCAAUAGAUAGUCUCUCCGGCCCGACUUCCUGGCUUACAGAAGUGGAAGUAGGCUCUGACCACAGGGCAUGUCUGCAGGCACCCUACUGGCCAGGAUGCACCAACUCACAGGUAGAGUUACCCUAGCCCCCACCACCUCCUCCUCCAAGAGGCUCCUCAAGGCCUCAGAAGGGAGGGGACUGUUUCCAAGACUAGACACAAAGAUCAAUCCCACCUGAGCCUAGAUUAGUCAGCCAGCACACCCCUCCUGGGCUGAGGGUGCCAAAAGGAAGGAGCAAGCAGUGGCUGCAGGCCAGAACCAGAGCCUCCCACAGAAAAGAGACUUGAGGAAACUCAUCGCCAGGUGGCAGCAGUGGCUCAGUUAACCCAGUGGGACGUGCAUUCUGGCUCGUGCCUGCUGCUCUGCUGAGACUGAGUCACACGACAGGCAGUUCCUUUACUGUUUUUUAAUCUUUAAAUUUCCUUACAAAAAUUUCAAUGUUUGCUGAUACAGUCUUAUUUUGGUUUCAAUUUUAA